UUGGUAUAACAAUCUGUAACAAAUGUCAAAAUUCAAAGUGUCAUUUGUCAGUUGUCAUAUGUUAUGGAAAAAGUUUGUAAUUCGUAAAUUUUAAAACGAUAUUAUUUAUUUUAACUUUUGUAAUGAAGAUAAUCAAUUAUAACUGUCGCAAAUUAGACUGUUGAUCUCGUACAACUUCCUGUUAACGAGAGAAUAAAAAAACAUUUCUAAAAUGGUAUCGAAAAUGAACAAGGGUCUGCAAUCGUGUUCAACGCCGGAACACAGAGCAGAGUCACCGACGAGGGACAGUGAUUCGCUUUCAGAAGCGGCGAGCCCUGUACCUUUUCUUUGUACGCAAGAUGGAGCCGAAGGAGAAAAUGAUGUCGUGUGGAAUUUUUACACACCAAAGUCCGGGCGCACAGCCAAUACGGUCAAAAACUCAACUCCACUCAGCCGGAAGUCGAAACGAACAUUGAGAAGCAAACUUAUUGACAAACCUCUGCCCAAACGGCGGAAUCUUCGCUCCACUCAGAAAAACACGCAACUGUUUCAAGAUCUUAUUGAAUUAAACCAAAACUUACAUGAAUUAUUUCCAAAAAAAGCACAACAUACAGAAAAACAACAUUCUGGUAGUGAAGAUGACAUAUUUGGUAUUUCUCCGGAAUGUUCACCAAAAGGCACUAGAAGACUGAGUUCUAAUAAUUGUUUAAGGAAAAAUGUUCUAAGUUCAAACUUCAACAAACCUGAAACUGAAAAUGUUCUUGAUUCUGAUGAUUCUAUGAAUGAAUGUCUGAUAAAAGCAAGUCAGAUUGUAGAAGAUAUUAUAAUGGAUGAGAAACCUGUAUCGAAAAGGCCAUAUUAUGAAAAACACAAUACCUCUAAUUUAAUACACAAUAACUCUAAUACAAAAUUAAAAAUAAACCAUGAUUCAAUGGAUAUCAUAUUAGGUAACAUAAAAUUAGAGUCGCCUAGAAUAAAAAAAGUAAAAAAGAGUGAUUCUCCACAUCUGAAAGAUGAUUCGUUUGAUAGCAUGUUCGGCAAUUUGAAUGAUAGCGUUUUUGAACAACUCACACAGAUGCCAGUAAAAUUAGAUGUGUCCAAAAAGACUGAUUUAAAGGCUGUCGAUGGGAGUCCAAUGUCUAAAUCUUUUGGAAGACAUAAUUCCAUGCCUGAGUCACCAUUAAUGAUGGAUAAUAACAAGCCUUCAACAAGUGGAAUGGUUUUUGGACGAUAUAAUACAAUGCCACACAAUAACCAGACUGAAAAUUCAUCAGUGCUAGGAGACUCUCCUAUUCGUUGUACUCCUGAAGAAAUUAAAAGAAAACAUCAGCUAGCCAGAGAGAAACUUCUUGCCAAACGACUUUUACCAUUUACAUCAACUCAAUGUAGUACUACUACACAAAAGAACUUACCAAGUACACAAAAUAAUACUCAAUCAAACACAAAUAAUACAAAAACUAAUUUGCCCAUAACUUCAAAAGUGAAAAACUCCAAAUUUCAACCUAAAGCACCAAUAUCUCAACAAAAUAAACAUAAUUCAGAAACCAAAAUAAAUAACUUCACUGAUUUGAAAGUACUGUUGGAACAGAAGAGGCAAGAGGCAUUGAUGAGGUUGCGGCGAAGACAGCAGCAAAAUAAGGUUUCAUAGUUAUCUUAAGAGUAUGGCCAUCUUGAAACUACAAGAAAUAACUUAGUAUUAUCAAAAUCGGACACAAUGCUAUAUAAUAAUGUAUACAUUUAAAUACAUUGGUAUAAUAUUGGAUAAAGUAUGUAUAAACUGGCAAAGACAUGCAUAAUACAAGAUUUGUCAAUGUUUACUGUGGAGACUUCAUGCAAACUAUCCUAUUCAAAAGGCUUAAAUUGAUGGCUGUGAGGUCAAUCACAAUGUAACCAAAUGCAGUUUAUGAGAAACAUUAUUGGCAUUAAAAACUGCAAUGUUUUUACUUUGUGUGUUAUGUAUGACCAUUUAAAGAAACUUGCCAAAACUAUUUUGGCUUAUAUUGGUAUUUAUUAAUUGCUAUUUCAAACUAAGUCAACUUUAUGCGUAUGAUGUAAAAAUUGGAAUGCUAGUAUACAAAUAAUUAUUACUGUAAAAGAUAACACUUCUAACUAGGACCUCAUGAAUGUCUGACAUAUAAUAUAUAAACUUGUUAUGUGGUCUAACGUGAAAGUUCUGUAAUUCCUAGACAUUUGAAUUUUUGUAAUGUUUAUAACUUUCAAUGUUGUAUAUUUUGUAUAUUGUGUAUAAUUUUGUUCAAAUUAGGUUUUAUUUUAUGAUAUUAUGUGAUGGUACCCUAUGCAAUGGAUUAUGGCAUUGUGAUACUUAUUAAAUCAGUGAUUUUUAUUCAAGAUAUA
Messenger RNA from Manduca sexta (tobacco hornworm), 2334 nucleotides. RefSeq lists its product as uncharacterized. The transcript has 3 exons. The coding region runs from base 212 to 1627 and encodes 471 amino acids. NCBI's taxonomy places the organism in Eukaryota, Metazoa, Arthropoda, Insecta, Lepidoptera, Sphingidae. The record is from RefSeq and is a predicted model, not a curated record.